GGGGCGGCCGGGGCUGCGGGGUGCGGUGCGGUGCGGUGCGGUGCGGUGCAGUGUGCGCACCUCCGGGCUUAGGCCCCGGCGUGCAGCCACCGCUCUCCAGUUCUUUUGCAGCCGCGGGGCUACUCGCGGCGCUUGGGCCAGGGGACCCCUUCCCGGGGGCCCUGUGGAGGCCACGCGGCCAGGCCCCGUGAGGCUCUGUGGGUGGUUUUGCUGGAGUCAGGGGAAACUGAAAGUUGUUCUGCGAAGGGACUGACCUUUGUGCUGUAAUUCUCACCUGGAAGGGUUGAACGUGCCCGGUGCAGCACUUGGGCAGGGAUGGCCGGCCGGAGCCAGGACCGGAGCCUGCGGGAGGAGCUGACGUGUGCCAUCUGCUGCGAGCUCUUCAGCGAGCCGGUCAUGCUGGACUGCAUGCACCACUUCUGCAGGGCCUGCAUCCAGCGCUACUGGGAGAGCUGUGCCGGCGUGCCCUCCUGCCCGCAGUGCCGCCGGCCGUGCCCCAGCCGGGCCUUCCGCACGCACUACCUGCUCUCGGGGCUGGUGGAGAAGGUGCGGCGCUGCAGCUCUGCUGAGCACCAGCACAGGAUGCAGAAGCGCCUGGAAGAUGCUUUGCAAGCUCGCCGGAAGGAGAUGGAGAAUUUCUCUCAGAGGAAGCAUGCGGCACAGAGAGAUAUCUGUGGCCUAAUGAAGGUGUCUGGGGAGCUGAACUUCAAGAUCCGAGCAGAGUUUUCCCACCUUCGUAAGAUCCUGGAGGAAGAGGAGAGAGCUGUGCUGGCAGAGCUGGGUGAAAAGAAAGAGCAGGCACUGGCAAGACUGCGCGGGGAUGUCUGCCGGCUGGAGGAGGGAAUGUCGGUGCUGCAGAGGGACAUAGAGCACAUCGAGCAGACCCUGAGCAACAUGGAAGAGGUGUCAUUGCUGGAGGUGGAGAGCCUGGAUAUCAGGCCCUUGGUGCGUGUUGAGACCCAGCCUGCUUUCGACCUGCAGCACUAUGGGGACAGACACAGCGGCCCCUUGCAGUACAUCUUCUGGAGACAGAUGCUGCGGUCCAUCCAGCCCGCUCCUGCCCCACUCACCUUCGACCCUGAGUCAGCCCACCCCAACCUGAUCUUCUCCAGAGACCUGACAGCUGUGACAGAGAGGAGCCAAGCCCAGCCUGUCCCCUGCAGCCCACGGCGCUUCCGACAGUGUGUCAACGUCCUGGGCUCGCAGAUGUUUGCCAGUGGCCAGCACUACUGGGAGGUCUGGGUGGGCAGCAAAACCAAGUGGGACCUGGGAGUGGCUGCUGAGGCUGUGGACCGGGCAGCAAAGGUCAAGCUGUGCCCUGAGAAUGGCUACUGGACACUUCGCCUGCGGAACAGGACGGAGUACUGGGCCACCAGCACCCCCUGGGUGCGCCUGACCCCCUGCCGGCCCCUCCGCAAGGUCGGCGUGUUCCUGGACUGCCAGGAGGGCACUGUCACCUUCUUCAACGCUGGGGACAUGUCUCACCUCUUCACCUUUCAUCAAGUCUCUGCGGAGAGAUACUGCCCCUUGUUCAGCACCUGCUUCAGUGACGGGGGGGACAAUGUGGAGCCCAUGCGCCUCUGCCACCUGGCCCUGUGAGGGAUGAGGGGGAUGGGGAGUGCUUCGGGGACCCCAGCGUGGCUCCUUGCCUCUCAGCUUGCCUCCCAGGCUGUGCUUGAGGCCAUUCUGCACACAUGACCCAUGCUGCUGGGGUGGAGGGGAUGUUUUUGUUUCAGUUAUGGGAGGAAGGAGGGGUAUAAGUGUCUUCCCAGCUCCUCUCUGCCACCUUGUCUCUGUGCCAUGGGCUGCGGAUGCCUCACUGUAUUCCUGUAGGUGCCUGACACCCUCUUGAGGAUCAGCCACCUUUCCCUGUUCAGUGACUGUGGCCCUGGGGCUGCAGCAGAGGUGGCUACAGGCACUGUGCACCUUCUGUCCCUCUUUGCUUCCACUCACCGAGCCCGGGCAGAGAGCAGGGGCCUGGAGCACUGUCAGGGGCCUCUCGAUGCUCAGUUACAUGUGACCUGGGCUCCCUUUGCUCUGAGAGCAGCCCGGGGCCGCGCUGCGGGCGGGCAGCAGAGGGAGCUCCGUGCACGGCCGGGACCCACCGCUGCCUCCCUUCUGAUCAUUCACGAAUAAAGCUCCUUGGAAACGCUA
Molecule: messenger RNA, 2154 nt
Organism: Colius striatus (speckled mousebird)
Lineage: Eukaryota; Metazoa; Chordata; Aves; Coliiformes; Coliidae
Product: zinc-binding protein A33-like
Exons: 7
Coding region: 316-1599 (427 amino acids)
Molecular function (GO): protein binding
Source: RefSeq, a predicted model, not a curated record